AUGAACGAUACCCUCCGCCUUUACUUGAGGAAGUAUGCCACAGUCUUUUUCGAUGACAUACUCGUUUACAACUCUGAUUUGGCUUCACAUGUCACACAUCUGGAGUCAGUGAUAGCUACCUUAUCGGAAAGGCAAUUUCUUCUCCGGCAAUCAAAGUGCCUAUUCGCACAAAACCAACUCAAUUAUUUAGGUCACAUCAUUUCGGCUAACGGUAUAGCCCCUGACCCUGACAAGAUCUCCGCCAUGCUUGCUUGGCCGAUACCAUCGUCACCGAUGGCCCUUCGCAACUUCCUGGGAUUAACAGGGUUCUACCGAAAAUUCAUCAAAGGGUACGUAGCCAUUGCCUCUCCUCUCACAUCCCUCAUUCGCAAGGACAAGUUCUACUAG
Glycine soja is the source of this 387-nucleotide messenger RNA. RefSeq lists its product as uncharacterized. The coding region runs from base 1 to 387 and encodes 128 amino acids. The record is from RefSeq and is a predicted model, not a curated record. Lineage: Eukaryota; Viridiplantae; Streptophyta; Magnoliopsida; Fabales; Fabaceae. The transcript has a single exon.